Molecule: messenger RNA, 2043 nt
Organism: Aspergillus aculeatus ATCC 16872
Lineage: Eukaryota; Fungi; Ascomycota; Eurotiomycetes; Eurotiales; Aspergillaceae
Product: protein kinase family protein
Exons: 3
Biological process (GO): peptidyl-threonine phosphorylation; peptidyl-serine phosphorylation
Molecular function (GO): protein serine/threonine kinase activity; ATP binding
Source: RefSeq, a predicted model, not a curated record
GUCAACGAAGAGUUGCGCCAACACUUCAUGCAGGGAGAUGAACCCUCCAAGCGCUUUAUUUGUCGCCAGGCCCUGCUGGAAAUAUGGCAAGACGAGACGCGGCUGCAUACCUUGCUUGGUCCCAAUCCGAUUUCAUCGCAAGAUAUACGUCGGGUACAGCGUGAAUGCGUCGCCGUAUUAUCUAUCCUGACUUAUAUUAGAGCAAUCAAAACCAUUGCAAGGUUUCACGCCAUCCUUUAUACUGACCAGAUCAACGAUACAAACCUCCCAUUGCAAGAUGGGGCGAUACGAAAGCUCUUAUCGCUCGAACCGGAGCUGUUCUUUUUAUUCAAUGACUACCAAUGGGCCUUCUGUCCGGCCGAGAUACACUGCGAUCGAGACCCACCAUUGCAACUGAUCGAUGCGCGUCGUCGUCUACCCUUCCUAUCCACACCGAAAUUGAUUGGGUCUGGCGGCUUCGGGGUAGUAGAGCUUGUGAAAAUCGCCCCACGUUACCUAAAAUUAAGUCGAGGAGCCGAUUUCGAGUAUCCUUUUAAAGUUGCUUGCAAACGAUUCGAAGGCGUCAGGAAGCUACAGGACUUCGAAACUGAAUUGGCAAACCUACAAAAUCUCAAGAGCAGCCUCACAAACCAGGCUCACAUCUUGCAACAUCUCACCACCAUUUCACAUGGACCACAGUACUAUAUCCUCUUCCCGUACGCAGAGCUAGGUGACUUGGACCAAUUUCUCUUAGAUGGUGCGGGAAUUUACGAUUUUCGCCAACGGUUCCCACUCAUUGCGCCUAACUCAACACCGGAAAUUUACAAGUCUCUGUUGUAUCAAUGCUGGGCUUUGGCUUCGGCUCUGGACUGGCUGCACAAUGGAAUCAAGAUCAAAACCAAGGAUAUCAAGUGCGCCCACAUGGAUCUCAAGCCUGACAACAUUUUGAUUAUGAAGGACUCUAGCUCAACCGUGGGAAAGUGGAUGAUAUCAGACUUUGGGAUUUCAGUCGCCGAGCAUGAUCGUCAUAGUCGAGCGCAUGCACUGAGCAUCAGAGAUCUUUAUCGCGAGGUGACCAUUGACAGAGUAGCAGUCCCGCAAUUGGGGACAUACCAACCCCCUGAAGGGAUUCAUAUGAAGGGCGACUCAGUUGAAACCGAAGGCGCAGGGCGCCGCAGCGAUGUAUGGUCUUUUGGAUGCGUGUUCUCUGAGGUUCUUGCAUGGGCGAUCGGCAGACGAAGAGAGGUGGAGGAAUUUGCGUACUCGCGAGCGCGCCGGGGUCAGAAGGAUGCUUUUUGGGAAGAAAUUAUUCCCAAUACGCUGUUUCCAGGCAAGAAAGAGUUCAGAUUAUGCGACGCAGUGGCGAAGUGGUUGAAUGACCUCCAUACGCGGAGGUUCUCGACAGACCCUGUUGUGAGGCUUUGGGCCCAAAAGCUCGCAAAAGAGAUAUUGAUUGUCAACAAAGCAGACAGGCCUAGUGCGGCAAAACUCGAGAAAAUUGUGGGAGGUCUAUACAACGCUUGUGAAAUGCUGAAGACCACCUACGAUAUGCAGGAUUCAGGUCCGCCAUUACUACGAAGAUAUGAACCUCCAGAGCUAGUCGUCACUCCUGCAUGCGUUUCAGGCAUAUCCCCGGCCAUCUCAAGCCCGAGCUUCGGCAUACUUGCCGCAGCUAUAUCUCGAUCUAAAGUACAGGACGCGGUGCCAGUGGCGAUGAUCUACAAGAAUCGAAUCGAAUUCAUCCAGAUCAACCUCUCACAUGCUGGCUCACACGAAUGCAGGACAAAAUUGCUUCCUGAUGAAUGGAGAAGUGGGAGUGCGGGAGUGACAAUUGAAGGCCGGUAUUUUGCAGCUUGGGGGGACUGCAAGAAAAGCAUGAAGAGACGUCCCCAAUGCUUAUACAGCGAACCAGAGCUGGAUCAAACAUUUACCCAAGCAGUAUUCAACGAUGAGGGCAGUAUGUUGUUCGCAUGGGCUAUUGGGAGCAGACAAGAAUCCUUGUAUGUCUGGAGAAUCGAGAAUAACAAUCCCUCUAGCCGUCGUCAUGUGGUUCACUAUAGCUUA